CAGAAUUCUGAUUUCUGAUUCUCUGAGCACAGCAGACUACAGAGUACUUUUUUGUUAAAUUGUAAUUACUAAUUACUUCACUUCAGUCUUACAAAUAUUUUAUUUAAAUGUAUAUUUUUUUAUAUAUAGUAAUAAAAUGCUAGGAAAUUUGAAGGACCUUAUAUCAAUUGUGCAGGACGGCUUAAGCUCUAGCAACAACCUUCGGAAUACCCUGCAAGAAGUGCAAAAAGUAACAAACAUUUUUAAAGAUAAACAAAAAGUGUUUAUUGAAAGCAAAGUUAACUUAGCAGCGGGCAGUGCCUUACUAGAAAAAUAUCAGGGCGAUUGGGCCGAGAUACACGAGAACGCAGACAAAAAUGCAAAAGCGGCUGAAGAAGUUGACAAAUUAAUAAUUGAGCUUCAUGAAGUCUCAAUGAAAAAAUUAAAAUGUACUUAUGAAUUAGGAAAUAAUUUAAGUAUUUUGCCAGGCCUUACGGCAUCAGUCGCACAAUGUAUGGAUGCUAUAAAAAAUGUACAAAUACUGCUUAAAGAUGUUGAGCACCAGUUAGUGGAGUUUGAAGAUAUAAUAGAAAGAAGUAAAAUGGAGAAGUGGAAGCUGGAUCAUCAAUAUCAAUUGAGUUUGUACAAGGAUAAGAAAAUGGCUAAGUUAGAAGAAGCAAGAGCAAAGUUGACAAAGGAAAAUGAAAUGCUAAGUCAGGAAAGAGAAAGAAAGUUACUGGCAGAAUUGCAGGCAAAGAGAGAUAAUAUAGCAGCUGCAUUUCAGAGUGAUGUGGCCAAGUAUCUCUCUAGUGGUAGCUUGCCAAUUAGUUCCGGACCACCACAAACAUCUCUAGAGCAAAUCCAGUUAGAUGAUGACCACACAGAUCUAGAAAAGUUCCUCGAAACUUGAUACCAAAUAUCACUAACUGUUAGUGACGGUUCAGAGCUUUAUACUUGUAAGAAUAUUUUGAAUUUUAUUGAAAGUUUUACAUUGUUAUCGAGUAUUAUUGGAAUGUUAAAUAAAACCAAAUACAAAAAAACUAAUUAUAAAAA
Molecule: messenger RNA, 1032 nt
Organism: Leptidea sinapis
Lineage: Eukaryota; Metazoa; Arthropoda; Insecta; Lepidoptera; Pieridae
Gene: Dysb
Product: dysbindin protein homolog
Exons: 3
Coding region: 137-889 (250 amino acids)
Biological process (GO): negative regulation of protein kinase activity
Cellular component (GO): cytoplasm
Source: RefSeq, a predicted model, not a curated record